This is a messenger RNA of Penicillium hordei, 1998 nucleotides long. RefSeq names its product fungal specific transcription factor domain-containing protein. The transcript has 4 exons. The coding region runs from base 1 to 1998 and encodes 665 amino acids. Lineage: Eukaryota; Fungi; Ascomycota; Eurotiomycetes; Eurotiales; Aspergillaceae. Gene Ontology annotation, molecular function: DNA binding; zinc ion binding. The record is from RefSeq and is a predicted model, not a curated record. Gene Ontology annotation, biological process: DNA-templated transcription.
AUGUCAUUCAGAGGCACCGAUUACGGACCCACCAGCCAAGCAGCAGGGGGAGAAGGCGGCAUGGCUUCCCAGUGGAAUGGAGUAGACGAACAUGAGGUUGUCGUGAAGGAGAGGGUAGCAACCAUCAGUGAAAGAAGACUUGAGCAUAUUUCGAACAGAAUUGAGGAGCUCUACGGAAUCAUAGGGCAAUUUAGAGAUGAGCGCCAUAAUGAUGAUAGUAGCCUUAUGGCCCCAACGAGAUUACGAGCACCAUCAUAUUCAUUGCUCCAAUCUUGCAGUCUUCGGGCAUCCCCCAAAGCCCCAGCUCCAGCGGAAGCGAUUGAGUCCGCCUUGUUUGCCCAUGUCAUUUGGGCAGCAAGAACACUAGAAACCGCUGUGAUGAAUGACCCAUACUCCAGGGCCGUCGACGCCAUAACUUCGGCGUUGAAUACUUUGCGGAGCACAGUCAAUGACCAAAAGCAGCAAAAUGAGAGGCUGGAAGGGUCACGUUCAUUUCUAAAGGCGCUGCCUUCUGGUCUUAGUCUCAGGGAUUUGCCUAUCCCUUCCAUGGAUAAAGUCAUGGCAUGCCUCAGGAUCGCUCAAGGUGCGUCUCUCUUCUCCAGGCUAUGUGGCACUCGUUCUGAUAAUCAUCCCGCAGAGAGCUCGCCAAGCGAGAUUUACUGGCCCUUCGAAUUUGGACCUCUGGGGGACUUCACCCAGUACGUGAUCAGAGCCUGCACACCCGGUCCGAUCAGCGAUAUGGAGCUGAUCAUAGUCCAUUACGUUCUUUACUCGCUCUUCACCCAAUGCUCGAUUGGUGCCGAUGACGAGACACUCAGACAGGACUACGAUGUGCAGGCUGCAACUUGCAGGGAGAGCCUCGAGACAAUUUUAUCGAGCCUUUCCUUUCACAUCGAUACCAAUAUUGACUCUAUUCGUGCCCUGUACAUGGCGUCUCUUCAUUGUCUGCACCGGGGAAAAGUGUCCACAGCCUGGACGUUUAUUUCAAGAGGGUCACUUAUGUGCCUGGCCUUGGGGUUGCAUAGCAGUCACGCCAUGGUAACGGAACAAGAAAACGCAGUGCAGCGAAAGAUGUGUCUUUUCUGGGCUGUGUACGCCCUGGAGAAAGUUGUUGCUUUACGGCUCGGCAGGCCGUCGACUAUUAGAGACCAGGACAUCACCAUCUCACGAGUCACUUUGGACCGCAAAAUGACCUCCCUAGCAUAUAACCGGCUGCCUGACUGGAUCGAUGUCGCUAGCCUCUACGGCCGCUUGUACGAUAGCCUGUAUAGUCCGACUGCAUUGACACAACCAAGCUCCGUUCGCGUGUCUCGUACCUGUGCACUGGGUUCUGAGCUGGAGCGGAUGAUAGCCGCGAGAACCGGAUACUAUUUCAUGAUACACGCCAACAGAGCUAUAGAAUACUCAACCUUGGCAUCCAUAUAUCGAGGAAUCCCCACAAAGAGUCCUUAUGGUAUGAUACCAUGUACGCAAUGCAUCGCCGCCGCGCGAGUAGCCCUUGAAGAGAGCGAAGCCAGCAUUGCCAUACUUUCAGAUGCAGCAAAAUGGCCAACAGGUCUUCACGAAUGGGUCAACGAGAUUCUCCUCCUAGCGCCGUUUAUCUCUCUCACAAUCCUGGUCUGCAAUGUUGUUGAUACCGCUGACGCGUCGGACCUGGGCCGCUUGAAGGGAGUGAUUGACGGUCUACAGUCUCUGGUACAAUCGCCGCUCUAUGCCAGUUGUAAUAGGCAGCUGCGUAUUUUCAAGCCUCUAUAUGAUGUUGCAGCUCGUUACGUCGAAGCAAAAACAAGCCAGGAAUCAACAGACACGAUUAGCACUCUAUUCACUAAUCCAGACGCCGAUGUCUACUUCGAUGGUGACGCUUGGUUAGGGAAUGAAUUCUCUCCUGUCUCAUCUUUACCAUUAUCGAAUAUGUGGUCACUCGAUUUGCUCCAAGCUCCAGCAGUUACAUCAUAUGGUGAGACUCCGGAACAUAGCCAACGGUCCCUAACAAAGUAA